AUGGCCGCCGCUGUGGGAAAAUAUGCCGCCAACAAGAUGUUGCGCGGACAGAUGAAAAAGUAUCAGAACAAGAAGCCUUGCGGUGAUGAGGACCCAUUCUUCACUUACGUCGACAAUCCACGCAAGCCCGGAAAGCAAAAGAAAGUGAAAAAGACUGUCCCCUCAUACAUCCCCGAACACGACGCCAAUGUGCUUGCCAAAAUGCGCCGUCGCGCUUACAGAAUGGACAUGGCGCUCUUCGAAUUCCUCGGUACACGAUUUGGCUGGUCUUCAGUCGUUGGAAUCGUUCCCGCUGCUGGCGAUGCCAUUGAUGCUUGUAUUGCACUGUUGCUCGUCAAGGGCUGCAUGAAGGUUCAAGGUGGCUUGCCAACGGGUAUCUUGAUUCAGAUGCUGAUCAAUGUCGCUAUUGACUUUUUGAUCGGAAUCGUGCCUUUUAUUGGAGAUAUUGCGGAUGCAUACUUCAAGGCCAACACCAAGAACUGCAGACUUCUGGAGAAACACCUGGAUAGUCUGUACAAGCCGGAUGAGCUCAAGGUCAAGGGUCGC
Messenger RNA from Aureobasidium melanogenum CBS 110374, 546 nucleotides. RefSeq lists its product as uncharacterized. The record is from RefSeq and is a predicted model, not a curated record. The transcript is spliced from 2 exons. NCBI's taxonomy places the organism in Eukaryota, Fungi, Ascomycota, Dothideomycetes, Dothideales, Saccotheciaceae. The annotation marks the transcript as partial.